Molecule: messenger RNA, 972 nt
Organism: Menidia menidia (Atlantic silverside)
Lineage: Eukaryota; Metazoa; Chordata; Actinopteri; Atheriniformes; Atherinopsidae
Source: the annotation of a GenBank genome assembly
CAAAACAAAACCAGGAAGUAUGUCUUCCUGUCUUCUCAGGGUGUUGUUUCAUGACGAACGCAUUCAUUUUAAAAAUGACUCAAAAAAGUUUUAUACUUGCCUUAGGGAUUAUACCAUUUUGCAUUGAACAGAUACUUGGAUGCUCUUUGAAAAACGUUUCCUGCAACAAAAUAAAAACUUCUGCCGGAUUCACGUUUGAACAUGACUGUCCAGAGGGGAGCACGAUUUUCAUCAGUGAUGAGAAUGAGACUAUGAUUGGCUACGCAGAUUCAAGCAGUUCUAAUCAUUCGAGUGAGAUAGUGAACAUGGACAACAGUUCAGUCACCACAAAGAGCUGCCAAAACCUCUUGGUUGAAUGUCUUCUGCAUUCUAAAACUCUCUCUGAGAUCUGUUUGGAUUUUAAAGCAAUUACAGUUAUUGCAGCCAUGAUAACUGUGACCACUGUGACCACUGUCAUCAUAAUUGCUGGAGCAUGUCUUUUCUACUGGAAAAAGAAACUGAAGAAGCAGAAUCCCCUGACCUGUCCCUGCGUGCUAUAUAGCUGCGGAAAUUACAGGGAUCCACCGGGAUGUGUUGAAAAUUAUGCCGAACAAAAUAACACCCAGGACAGUGGAGACAUGACAACCCCAAACAUAGUUCCCUCUGACCAAAACGCCAUCAACAGGGAGGUGGAAUCCAGAUUGGAUGUUGAUCACACGGAUGAGGAUCGUGAGCCCGAAGGUCAACCACUGCUGCCGGAACAACGAGCUACCGGCCAACAUUUUGAGAUGACUGAAAAGGCUACAGCCUCGGUGAACGAGCAUUGUUCUGGCCAAGACCAAGUCAGGAAGUCUUCUGCUGCACAUACUGACGUGGAGUCAACAUCUAAAGACAAUCUCGUUGUGAUAGUAACACAAUAAGAAGCCAUGGUGAUAGUGAUUAAAUAUAUAUUAUAUAAAUAUAUAAUAUGAUAAUAUAUCAAUAUGAUAUAUA